AAAUUUUAAUUGAAUGCCUUAGUAGUUAGUUUACUUAAAUUUGGAGUAAAACGAAAAAGUAAAGAGGAGGAGGAGGGUGGCGGUGUAAGAGUCCACGCACGCGCGAAUCAUGUCUGAAUCGAUUAAACUUUACUCAUCCUCCUCCUUCGUCUUCUUCUUGUUGAUAAAUGAACGGCUCUGAUCAUCCGAGCGCAACUCUCUGGGCAUGAUCUUCUGCCUUCUGAUUUCUUCUUCUUGGGUUUGUAGAUGAUGGAGUCGUGUGAUUGCAUCGACACACAGUGGCCACCGGAUGAGCUUCUUGUGAAAUAUCAGUAUAUCUCGGAUGUGCUUAUUGCACUUGCAUAUUUCUCCAUUCCUGUGGAGCUGAUCUAUUUUGUUCACAAAUCGGCUUUCUUCCCUUAUAGAUGGGUGCUUAUGCAGUUUGGGGCUUUCAUUAUUCUUUGUGGAGCAACUCAUUUCAUAAACUUGUGGACAUUCUCCACCCACUCCAAAACUGUUGCUGUGGUGAUGACAAUUGCCAAGUUAUCAUGUGCUAUUGUGUCCUGCGCGACCGCGCUUAUGCUUGUCCACAUUAUCCCUGACCUGUUGAGUGUCAAGACUCGCGAGAUGUUCCUUAAGAACAAGGCUGAAGAGCUUGACAGGGAGAUGGGGCUUAUUCUUACUCAAGAAGAAACAGGAAGGCAUGUUAGAAUGUUGACUCAUGAAAUUAGGAGCACACUUGAUAGGGAUACCAUUCUCAAAACUACCCUUGUUGAGCUGGGUAGGACUUUGGGCUUGGAGGAAUGUGCUCUGUGGAUGCCAUCAAGAAGUAGUUUGAAUCUGCUACUUUCACAUACUUUGAGCUACCAGGUACAAGUUGGGUCUACUGUCCCAACAAAUCUUCCUAUUGUCAAUGAAGUCUUUAGUAGUCCUCGAACAAUAAGAAUACCUCACACAUGCCCGCUGGCAAGGAUCAGACCUCUUGUGGGAAAAUAUGUGUCACCCGAAAUUGUUGCUGUUCGGGUGCCUCUUUUACAUCUCUCCAACUUCCAAAUUAAUGAUUGGCCUGAUCUUUCGGCUAAAAGCUAUGCAAUCAUGGUUCUGAUCCUCCCUACUGACAGUGCUAGAAAAUGGCGAGACCAUGAAUUGGAACUGGUUGAUGUUGUUGCAGAUCAGGUAGCAGUUGCGCUUUCCCAUGCUGCUAUUUUGGAGGAGUCUAUGAGAGCCCGUGAUCAACUCAUGGAGCAGAAUCUUGCUUUAGAUUUAGCUCGACGGGAGGCAGAGAUAGCAAUUCAUGCUCGCAAUGAUUUUCUUGCCGUCAUGAAUCAUGAAAUGAGGACACCAAUGCAUGCAAUUAUAGCGUUGUCAUCACUUCUCCUGGAGACUGAACUUACUCCUGAGCAGAGGGUUAUGAUAGAAACAGUAUUAAAGAGUAGUAACGUUUUGGCAACACUUAUCAAUGAUGUCCUGGAUCUUUCUAAACUGGAAGAUGGUAGCCUUGAAUUAGAAAUGGGAAAAUUCAACCUUCAUGGGGUUUUGGGAGAGGUCAUUAAAUUAAUUAAGCCUAUAGCAUCUGUGAAGAAAUUGCCUAUGACUUUAAUUCUGGCCCCUGACCUGCCUAUUUUUGCCAUUGGCGAUGAAGAACGACUUAUCCAAACUCUUUUAAAUGUUGUGGGAAAUGCUGUUAAAUUCACUAAAGAAGGCUAUGUUUCUAUAAGAGCAUCUGUUGCAAAACCAGAAUCUUUACAGGAUUGGCGACCUCCUGAGUUUCAUCCAGUAUCAAGUGAUGGCCAUUUCUACAUGCGAGUACAGGUUAAGGAUUCUGGAUGUGGCAUUCUCCCACAAGAUAUUCCACAUCUCUUUACCAAAUUUGCUCAGUCCCGGAGCAUACCCGCUCGACCUAGCAGUGGUGCUGGUCUUGGGCUUGCCAUUUGUAAAAGAUUUGUAAAUCUCAUGGGAGGUCACAUAUGGAUUGAGAGUGAGGGCCUUGAUAGAGGAACCACAACUACAUUCAUUGUCAAACUUGGGUUUUUUGGCAAUCCAGAUUUGUCAGGGCACCAAGUUGCUAACAGAAGCCAAGCAUACAGCGGAAGUGUAGACCUAAUUGGAUGUAAGUCCUUUGUCCAAGAUAAUGAUGAGCUAGGCUUUUCUAAUCGACGCUAUCAAAGAAGUCUCUAAAAUCCUGAACACCAAAAUUGCAUCCAUGGAAUUGGAUCAGGUCAUUUUGUUUCGCCUUUGAGACCAAAAUGGUACCCUUCCUAUCACAACUGUAUGUAAAUUUAUUGUUAUUUUGCAUAUGGCAAAUUGUAUAAUUUGCAGUUAGCAGAUAUAGAUUAGGAUUACUAUGUCAUGCCGUACUAGUUUGCGAUACAUAGAAACAGAAUUUAGAGAUCUCCAUUACUUAUUUUGAUUUCAAUCGCAUUGUUAGUGUUGGCCCGUGGCUUUUGGUUUAUGGAGAUGACACUUUCACAAUGACAACUUUGCUCUAUCA
Molecule: messenger RNA, 2470 nt
Organism: Gastrolobium bilobum
Lineage: Eukaryota; Viridiplantae; Streptophyta; Magnoliopsida; Fabales; Fabaceae
Product: probable ethylene response sensor 1
Exons: 6
Coding region: 247-2157 (636 amino acids)
Biological process (GO): phosphorylation; signal transduction
Cellular component (GO): endoplasmic reticulum
Molecular function (GO): protein binding; ethylene receptor activity; phosphorelay sensor kinase activity
Source: RefSeq, a predicted model, not a curated record